This is a messenger RNA of Lolium rigidum, 1211 nucleotides long. Its product is annotated as very-long-chain aldehyde decarbonylase GL1-10. The coding region runs from base 17 to 922 and encodes 301 amino acids. The record is from RefSeq and is a predicted model, not a curated record. Gene Ontology annotation, biological process: sterol biosynthetic process. Lineage: Eukaryota; Viridiplantae; Streptophyta; Magnoliopsida; Poales; Poaceae. Gene Ontology annotation, molecular function: C-4 methylsterol oxidase activity; iron ion binding. The transcript is spliced from 5 exons.
CCUCUGGCCGGACGAGAUGCUCCCGUGGGCGACGGCGGCGGAGGCGGAGGCGGCGCUGGGGCGCGCCAUGACGUCCGCGGAGGCGCUGUGGUUCCGGCUCACGGCGGCCACGCCCGACUACUACCUCUACUGCCUCAACAUCCUCUUCCUCCUCGUCGUCUUCACCCUCGCGCCGCUCCCCGUCGCGCUCCUCGAGCUCCGCGCGCCGCGGGCCGUGCAGCCCUACAAGCUGCAGCCGCGGGUGCGCCUCACGCGCGCCGAGUUCCUCAGGUGCUACCGCGACGUCAUGCGCAUCUUCUUCCUCGUCAUCGGCCCGCUCCAGCUCAUGUCCUACCCCGCCGUCAAGAUGGUGGGAAUCCACACGGGGCUGCCGCUGCCGUCGCUGGGGGAGAUUGGCGCGCAGCUGCUGGUCUACUUCCUGGUGGAGGACUACCUCAACUACUGGCUGCAUCGGCUGCUGCACGGGGAGUGGGGCUACCAGAAGAUCCACCGCAUCCACCACGAGUACACGGCGCCCAUCGGCUUCGCGGCGCCGUACGCGCAUUGGGCGGAGGUGCUCAUACUCGGCAUCCCCUCCUUUACUGGCCCGGCCAUUGCGCCAGGCCACAUGAUUACACUCUGGCUCUGGAUUAUGCUUCGUCAGAUGGAGGCCAUCGAGACGCAUAGUGGCUUUGAUUUUCCAUUCAGCCUGACAAAGUAUAUUCCGUUCUAUGGAGGAGCAGAAUACCAUGAUUAUCAUCACUAUGUUGGAGGCCAAAGCCAGAGCAAUUUUGCUUCUGUUUUCACGUAUUGCGAUUACCUAUAUGGGACUGACAGGGGUUACAGAUUCCAUAAGGCUUACCUAGCAAAGUUGAAGGACCUGGCGCCAAGCGAUGGUGAGAAAGAAGAUGCCAACGGGUUCAGUUACACGAAGUUCGAUUAGAUGGUGCUGUCGAAUCAAAUCUGGAAUAGAUGGUGGCCUAAUACUGUGUGCCGCCCUGGUGAUCUUGUUCAGUUAUGGCAUUGUCAAAUAGGUCUGUUGAGUUAGGUAUUUGUAGUGUUCUAAUUUGUCUUGUGUUAUUAUUUUUUGUUUUUCUGCCAGUGUUUGUGAAACAUCUCUGGAACUUGUUAUGCUGAUAAAUAAUAUUUUCCAGAUAAGCUUAAGCGAGCUGGCUAUCUGCUAUGCUCUGGCUUUCAAUAAUAGAAAGUGUCACAGUGAGCUAUCAUGUUCA